AUGGAAGAUGGCCGAGAGAUCGCCACCGACAAGAUCGACAUUCAAUUGAAAGAAAUCAAGAGCGAGAACCCCUACAAGCCAUGUGAACGGGAGCCAUCAGUGAAGAGCAAUGGUUGUGGAAAAGACGAAGAAGAAAAUGGCAUUCAACUAAGAGUGUAUCGACGACGAUGGAUGAUUUUGCUGGUGGUCGCCUUGCUCAACAACACGAACACGAUCUCUUGGAUCGCCUACGCGUCUGUGUCGAACAUUGUCAACAUUUUCUAUGAAGGCGACUGGGCUGGAUAUUUCUCCGUCGUUUACAUGGCCGUCACGAUUCCUGUCGGAUUCCUCGCAAUGUGGCUGAGCAGAAAAUUUGGAUUGCGGACAGCUAUUUUGAUUGCAGCAUGGACAAAUGGGAUUGGUGGCUUCAUUCGAUUCUCCGCCUCAUUCUUAGCUAACCCCUAUCGAGGAUACGUUGCGCUUAGUGGACAAGCCAUUGCUGCUAUUGCUUAUCCUUUUAUCAUGUUCUUGCCAACGAAGGUUGCCGGCGCUUGGUUCAGUGAGAAGGAGCGCGGACUUGCCACCACAAUUGGGGUGAUGUCGAAUCCACUCGGUGUCUUCAUGGCUAGCGUCAUUUCACCUGCAAUGGUAACAGCACCUGCCCAUGUCGUCUUCUUGAAUGCGUUCACAUUUGUCCCAUCGAUUGCUGCCGCUAUUCUAGCUACAAUUGUUGUCAAACGAUCCGAGCCAAAAAUUCCACCAACUUUUUCUGCCGGAGUGCAACAGAUGGAUUUUGCUGCUGGAUUCGCUGCUUGUUUCAAGAACGUGCAAUACAUCAUUCUUCUGGUCGUAAUGGGUGGCGGUAUCGGAAUGUUCAAUUGUCUCUACACAGUUAUCUCGGAAUUAUUGUGCCCAUCAGGAUACAGUAAUAGCUUUGCCGGAUUGUGUUCGGCUUUGAUGAUCGUCGGUGGAGUCUUUGGAGCUACAGCUUCAGGUAUUAUUGUUGAUCGUACUGGACGUUAUGCCGAAACAAUCAAAAUUGCAAUGGCAGUAGCUGUGAUUUUUGGUCUCACUUUCCUUCAGUUGACUCUUCGACCAAAUCUUCAUUGGCUGAUCGUUCCCACUGUUUUGCUCUUUGGUGUGCUUGGAUUGGCGACUUAUCCUGUUGGUCUUCAACUCUCGGCCGAAUGCACUUAUCCUGUUUCUGAGGAGACCUCCACCGGGUUGAUCGUUUUGAUGGGACAAAUUCAAUCCUUGUUCUACGUGUUGACCAUGCGAUUUUUGUACCGCGACAUUGGCCAAGAUCGGGAAAAGAUUCAGGUUUGCCGAGUUGACGAUAACGAUAAGGCAAACAAGCCAAGUGAUGCCACCGUUUCAAUCAUGGUCUUUUCGGUGAUUGCUGCUCUUCUUGCUUUGUUGUUGAUCGGUCUCUUCCGUCCCGUUUACAAGAGAAUGGAGGCAGAAAAUGCCAAUAGAGCCAAAGCCGAUAAGGACAAGGAAAUCGCACUUGCCGAGAAGAAGCUCAACGCUGGACUCCCCAACGAGAAUACGACCACGACACCGCUCACUGCU
Mesorhabditis belari is the source of this 1551-nucleotide messenger RNA. The record is from the annotation of a GenBank genome assembly. NCBI's taxonomy places the organism in Eukaryota, Metazoa, Nematoda, Chromadorea, Rhabditida, Rhabditidae.